Glycine soja is the source of this 2049-nucleotide messenger RNA. RefSeq lists its product as uncharacterized. The transcript is spliced from 2 exons. The annotation marks the transcript as partial. Lineage: Eukaryota; Viridiplantae; Streptophyta; Magnoliopsida; Fabales; Fabaceae. The record is from RefSeq and is a predicted model, not a curated record.
AUGAAGACUGAGCACGUAUUUGCCUGCAAUGACUACACUGAUGCACAGAAAUUCAAGCUAGCAGCAGCAGAAUUCUCUGACUAUGCCCUUGUUUGGUGGCAUAAAUACCAAAGAGAAAUGUUGAGAGAGGAACGGCGAGAGGUAGAUACAUGGACUGAGAUGAAAAGGGUGAUGAGAAAAAGGUAUGUGCCCACUAGCUAUAACAGAACCAUGCGACAGAAACUCCAAGGGCUGUCCCAAGGGAAUUUAACCGUGGAAGAAUAUUAUAAAGAGAUGGAAAUGGCGUUAGUGAGGGCCAACAUCAAAGAGGACUCCGAAGACACAAUGGCUCGUUUCCUGAAUGGUCUAAACCCUGCAAUCAGAGAUGUUGUUGAAUUACAGGAGUAUGUGGUGUUGGAUAACUUGUUACAUAGGGCGCUCCAGGUUGAACAGCAAAUUAAAAGAAAAAGUGCAACAAGGAGGAACUCACCCAAUACUUACAACCAAAACUGGGCCAACAGAUCCAAGAAGGAGGGAGGAAGUUGUACCAAUGUUGCAAGUUCCACAUUAGUGACCAAACUGAAUUUGGAAACUAAGCCCCAUCCUACACCAUACAAACUUCAGUGGCUUAGUGAAGAUGAAGAGGUAAAAGUGACUCAACAGGUUGAGGUGUGUCUCACCAUUGGGAGAUAUAAUGACAAGGUGCUGUGUGAUGUGGUCCCAAUGGAAGUGACCCAUGUGUUGUUAGGAAGACCGUGGCAGUAUGAUACCAAGGCAGUGCAUGAUGGCUUCACCAACAAAAUCUCUUUCAAGCAAGCUGACAAGAAGAUUGUUCUCAAACCGUUAUCUCCUCAAGAGGUUUGUGAGGAUCAGAUAAAAAUGAGAGAAAAGAAAAAGAGUGAGACACUUGAGAAGGAAAAGAGAGGAAAGAAAAAGAGUGAAACACUUGAGAGGGAAAAGAGAGAAAACAAAAAGAGUGAAACACUUGAGGGCAAACAGCUUUAUUUAGCAACAAAAAGGGAGGUGAGGAGGGUGCUUUGUGCGAGACAACCCCUCUAUUUAUUGUUUUCUCAACGUCAGAUGUUGCAUGCUAACCCAAUUGAUGAAUUUAAAUUGCCUUCUAGUAUUCAGUCUCUUCUGCAGGAUUUUGAUGAUGUGUUUCCAGCAAGUGUACCAGAUGGUUUGCCACCAUUAAGGGGAAUUGAGCAUCACAUUGAUCUCAUUCCAGGAGCGUCCUUGCCCAAUCGGCCAGCUUAUAGGAGCAACCCACAAGAAACUAAGGAGAUCAAAAGGCAAGUAUCCAAACUCCUGAGCAAAGGUUGGGUAAGAGAUAGUAUGAGUCCGUGCGCUGUACCUGUCAUUCUAGUACCCAAGAAGGACGGCUCAUGGAGGAUGUGUUCUGAUUGUAGAGCCAUAAACAACAUCACCAUCAAGUAUAGGCACCCAAUCCCCAGGUUAGAUGAUCUUCUUGAUGAACUGUAUGGUGCAUGUGUGUUUUCUAAAAUUGAUUUGAAAAGUGGCUAUAAUCAGAUUCGAAUCAGAGAGGGAGAUGAAUGGAAAACUGCCUUUAAAACAAAAUAUGGUUUGUAUGAGUGGAUGGUUAUGCCAUUUGGUUUGACUAAUGCACCUAGUACUUUCAUGAGAUUGAUGAACCAUGUUUUAAGGGAAUUUAUUGGGAAAUUUGUGGUGGUGUACUUUGAUGAUAUUCUUAUCUAUAGCACUAGUCUUGAUUUGCAUGUUCAACAUUUGCAAUCUGUUUUAAGUGUGCUUAGGAAAGAAAAAUUGUAUGCCAACCUAGAAAAGUGCUCCUUUUGUACUGAUCAUGUGGUGUUUCUGGGUUUUGUUGUUAGUGCUGAGAGAGUACGGGUGGAUGUGGAAAAGGUUAAGGCCAUCCAAGAAUGGCCAACACCUAAGACCCUGAGUGAGGUGAGGGGAUUUCAUGGUUUAGCAAGUUUCUAUAGGAGAUUUGUUAAGGAUUUUAGUACAUUGGCUGCUCCUCUAACUGAAGUUGUUAAGAAGAAUGUGGGUUUCAAAUGGGGUAAGAAACAAGAAGAGGCCUUUGCUGCCCUU